Messenger RNA from Penaeus monodon (black tiger shrimp), 4666 nucleotides. Its product is annotated as daf-12-interacting protein 1-like. Gene Ontology annotation, molecular function: protein heterodimerization activity; DNA binding. Lineage: Eukaryota; Metazoa; Arthropoda; Malacostraca; Decapoda; Penaeidae. Gene Ontology annotation, cellular component: kinetochore. Gene Ontology annotation, biological process: kinetochore assembly; mitotic cell cycle; chromosome segregation. The record is from RefSeq and is a predicted model, not a curated record.
AAAUUAAAAAAAAUAUCCUCAUCCAAAGGUCCUUUUACAUACGCGAACACAUAUCACUCCAUUAUCACAUACAUUAUGUAUUUGUAUUAGUACACAUAAUCAGAGUAAAACAGUUCUCCUAUUUAAGCUAUCUAAUGCGAGAAACACGGAACCCCUGCGCACCCUCCCGCAUCUAAACGCAGGAUCCCUGGCGCCGCGAACGGCCGCCAUCUUGGACCCGAUGGGCGAACGCGGGUAAUUUUGAGAUAACGGAGAUUCAAACUCGCUUUCUGUUUCGGGGGUUUUCUCCCUCGUCGCUUCAUCCUCUUUGGUCGCAAAAAGCGCAGUCCAUGGACUCGUCACUUCAGCGUGAGUUGGACGAGACGACUCCCAGGAAAUCCCUGCGGCAACAGCUCAGGGUCCUCCCACCACAGGAGACACCUGCUAUCCUCAAGGAGGGACGCCGAGAGAAGCGGACCAAGAGGAAGGAUGCUGUCUCCCCUUCAGAAGUUUCCCCUAAGCGGGCUAAAGGUAAUAUUGAGGCCACAAACCUGCACGCGCAGGUCCUUCGCCAACGACUGCAGCUCUCCAGGCGGUCGCUGGACCAAUCCCUCAAUGUGAGCAACAUCAGAGGAGCAAACCAGACCUAUGCAGAUCUGAGCAUUUCAGAUAGUGGAGACUCGUUCAUCAAUGAGAGCAUUAAUCUGGAAACGGCUGCCAGGUUCCGCAAGAAGAGAACAAGAGCCCUGGAGUCAGCAUCUCAGCCAGAGUUACCAUUUGAUGCCCUUAUGAAGAAGACCAGUUUAAAUAAAAACCUUAGGUCAAAGGGCAAGCUUUGCCAGUCAGAAUUUGGACCCUUUGUCCAAGUCAAUGGUGAGUCUUCUCUGAGUGAGAGCAUUAAUCUAGAGAAAGCCACCCGGUUCCGUAAGAAGAGAAGCAAGCCUCUGGAGUCUGCAUCCCAGCCAGAAUUGUCCUCCAAUGUAGUUGCCAAGAAGCCUGCCACAGGAAAGAAGGCAGAAGGGAAGAUGGAGUCAAGUGUUUUCCUCCAUAGUGAUAAAACCUAUGGAGACAUUAGUGAUAGCCUACUAGAGUCUUCCAAUGACAGCAUCAACCUGGAAGCUGCAAGGAAAAUGCGUCACCCUAGCAGGAGAGAGAAGGUAGUCCUCUCCCAGCCUGACCCAAAUUUACCCCCCCUCAUUACACCAAAGAAGGGAAAAGGCUCUUCUUAUGAAAAUAAGUCACCCAAGUGGAAGUCACCUGAACAUUUUGCCUCCCCUAGAGGGAAAGAAGAAAAAAUGCCAGAUUCACCUGUAGCUAUACCAACAAGCCAGCCAGCUUCCCACCAAGACAAUACCUAUGACUUAGACAGUGCUGAUGAGAGCCUUGAGAAUGUAAAAGCUGCAACUAGGCGGAGGUUUGGGCGUAAAGCACCACCUGUGGAGUUAAAUUUGACUUCACUCAUGAAGAAUUUGAAGAAGUCACAACUGGAGACAGUAGAGGAUGAAUCCGAGGAGAAAGAGAGGGAAGAGAAACAGUCAUCAGAAACUGAGAGCGCAGCUUUACAAGAGGAGGAAAACAUGGAGGAUGAGUCUAGCCAGAUAAUGUUUACUUUGGAUUCAAGUAGUGAGAAAAGUAAUGAUGAUCAGGAUAGUCAAGCCUCUCAGGCCAUCAGAGUGAUCCCAGAAACCCAGGAUGAUGAUACUAUUCUAAUUCCCAAGACCCAGGAGUCAAUGAGGGAGAGCCAGGAAGUUGAUACACCAAGCAGUUAUUCAUCUAACACUGAGGACCUGCAUGAAGACCUGGCAGAGGGAGGGGUGACAUCCAUCCCAGAAACACAAGAGAGUAAUGCCAGUGCUGGGGCCCAUUCCACAACCAAGGAACUGAUUGAGAAAGAAGAAGAAUACCCAGACCAGCUAUCUCCCCCACCCAGCUUCCGUGACACAGUUGAGGAGCAUCAAAACAAUGAGGCAUCAGAGAUUGUUCAUACAAGCUUUAUUCCUGAUAGCGAUGAUGACAAAGAUAAGGUAGUAGAGAGUAACAUAUCUGCAGCUGUCUCUACUCUAGAAGGAUCUCCUGAUCAUAAUAGGAGUUCUGCUGGGGUCUCAGAUAUGGCUUCAUCUCCACUGCGGAAAAGCAUGAGAAUACACAUGGCUAAGACAGAUACUCCUCAGAAAUCUUUAGAAACAGAGGCCAGAUUGUCUGAGAUGAGCUUGGGAUAAGUUCAGACUGAAAGCAAAAGCCAGCUUAGAGCUAAUUCUUUCAUUGGGGAAAGUGUAGGGGAUCGUUCUUCACCAAGGAUUGGAAGGAAAAGUUUGCCUGCUUCAUUUCCAGGGAGAUUUGCAGGGAUGGGCUUGGAAAGCAAAAGUCCAAGGAAAAGUGUUGGAAUGCUCUUUUCAAAAACCAAUUUAGAGAAAGAUUUGCAGAGUGACAGUCCAUGGAAAAAUUUUGCAAUGAAAAAUGCUCAGGUGAAACUAACAAGACUAUCUGAAAGUCAGACCAAAAAUCUUUCACCAGACAGAUUAUCUAGUCUCAAAACACAGUCCCCUUCAAAGCGCACCCUAAGGAGAACCCCUCAAAAGAAGAGCAAAGAGUUGCCACCUCCAGGCUCCCCUCAGCCAAAUGAUGCAUCCUUAAGUGAGAAAAAAGUAUCUGAAGAAGGGAAAUCAAAGAUGGCUGCUCAAAGGGCUAGGAUGCACACAGUCACCAUUGAAGCUGAAGUCCACCCAGAAGAGGCCAUUAAAGCAGCAACAAGAGCCUCUCCAGGGAUGUUACCUGUUGUAGAUUCACAAGAGCCUGAGUCAGUAGGAAGCAUCAAUGAAGAGCUUCAGGAUGGCUUGGCAAGACCCACCUCAGAGGCAAAGAGUAGAUCGUCAGUACUAAUUCAGAAUACUGAUGCAGGGGAUGUUCCAGCAGAGGCAGACAUUGAAGAGUUUGAUGGGGUUACAUCCAUUGCAGACAGCAACAGCAAAGAAGGUGAUGACUCCACUGCGGAAAAUCUGAAAGAGCUAGCAAGUGAGGAGACUAGACUGAUAAGAGAAGAUAAGGCUGAGGCAGAGGCAACUUAUGAUAGGACAAUAAGAGAGAUGUCUAAUCAAAGCACACCCAGCAGAAGGGAAGAGGCAACAGAGACAGCUGUUUCUGAUGGCACUGUAGAAGAACUGAUAGGAGAGGAGGGUCAGACUCAAAGGAAAUAUGAGAAAGAGAUUGUGGCAACAUCAGAUCUCGCCCUAGCAGCCAUGCCAAGCCAGACAGAUGAGAGUGACGAAGAAGAAGAAUUCUUGUUGCCAACACUAAUCAGAAGAAAAAGUGUGAUGCCAAAAGUGGAAGCAGAGAUGCCAGAUGAGAGUUUGGAUACACCCAGUGAGAUGGGAGAAUAUGGGGAGGUCUCCAUAAGGGAGCCAGAUCUAGGUGACUCCCAGGCUGCUAUGAACAAGCAGAUGCAGAGGACAUCAAUGGCUGAUGAUAACACAUCCAUCACCCACAAGGCCACACUAGCCAGUGUUGCAUCCAACCCAAAGCAGAUGACAAUGAAGGAGUUCUUGCAGAAGUUGGCAGAAAAGCCAAUGCAGGCUCCAGUCCCCACUAGGCAAGAAGGUCCACAUCUGGCUUCUCUACUAAAGUAUAACAAGCCUCAGACACCCAGGAAAGUUGGCCUCAGACGCCCCAAGGCUGAAAAGAAUCCAAAGAAGGAGCUCCCAAAGAGACUCUCCAAAGCUGCAACUAGAGACUUGUUCUCACACUUUGCCAAAUGCAGGCUCACUCCUGAUGGCUUAGACCAGCUGCUAAGAGUGAGUGAAGAGUACUGGAAGAACUGCUGCUCAGACUUGGCCAACUUUGUGGCAGCAAGAGGGGGAGUGAAAGAAGUACAGGCCAAGGAUGUGAAGAAGCUGAUGAAUCGUCAGGGACUUGUGUCUUCAGAGGAGGACUUACAGAUCCUAGUUCAGAAGUACCUUCCUGCUGAGGAGUGGAACCACCUUAUCCCAACGGCAUAUGCAAAGGGGAACAUAUACCCACUCCCUCCUGAUUCAUAGGUGGGACAUUUACUUAAAAGGAACUGCCACAAAAGUACCUGGAACCAAGCAAAACAAUGUGAUUAUAUCUUGCAAGAAGUUAGAAAAAGUAAAAUGAAUUGCUCCCAUGUAACUUGAGUUUUGAAGCACAUAGUCAACAUAAGAUAUUAACACUUCUGAAAAAUAAAAAACUGGUUAUAGAUAUAGAAAUCUACAAGUAGAAAGUUAAUGGGCACAAAGUAGUAUCACAAAGAAUCUUAUGUAACUCAGAAGUUACUUCCACCAAGUAGUGAAACCACCUGUUUAAAUCUUGCAAGGAAUUAGGAAAUAGAGGGGGGUAGUCAUAUUUUAAGGUCACGUGGUGUUAUUGCAAAAAAACUAAUGAAAAUAGACUCAUCUUUAGAAGGGGACAUAGAGAUCCUGGUUCAAAAGUUCAUUCUGCCAGGAAGUUAAAUCACCUGUCUAAAUCGUGGAAGGAGAUGGAAAAUAAGGUAAAAUGAACUGGUCACAGGUAAUUGAAGUUUUUAACAUAAAGUCAAAAUAAGGUAGCAAAGCUUAAAACUGAUACAGUUGAAAAGAAAGUAAUGACUAGUUAGGUAUCAAAUUCUGUAAGCAGAAAGAUGAUGGGCACAAAGUAGUCUUAAAAUUCUUCUUGCCCAGGAGAAGAAAAGGAGAGU